AUGGAACAUAGUAGACCCAGGGUUCAAACUCCAUUCUCCUGUACUGAUAGACCACCAGGAAGACCAAGGAAAAACAGGAGAAGAGCUGGUGAAGAGGGUCGUGUAAAAAAACAGCAUCCCCCAUCGCACCCUUCCUCAUUCGUCCCCAUCUCCUCGCCGCCGCUGCCACCCCCUCUCGAUCCAGUCCUCUCCCCGCUUCUCCCAGCCAUCGUGCCGCCACCCUCCCUCCCCUUCCUCCCCGAUCACUGCCACCGGCCCAACCACAACACCACCCUCGCCUCCACCCCCUCACCGACGAAGAUGAGCGCCGGGUCUCCCUCUCCUGUCGCGGUCGGGCGAGGGUUCCUCUCGCCCUCCUUACCGGUGGCGACGCCCCAGACCAGAUCCCCCCUCUCCGCGGCGGCCAAGUCCACCCCGGCCUCCAUCUCCACCGUUGGCGACCUGAGGGGCCUCGUCGCGUCCAGCCUCGACUCGCUCAAGCGCCGCCUCGACGCGCUCCACGCCGACAAUGACCGUGACCUCGAGGCCUCCCACUCCCGCAUCUCCAAGCGCAUCAAGAUGCACACGCAGAGCUACCUGAAGAUGGCAGAGGAGGUGGAGAAGGAGCACAAGAAGAUGGUCGACAAGGUCUCACUACAAGCCGACGAGAUGAAGGCAUCCUACAAGAAGUUGGUGACAGAGGUGCAGUCGUCUUCGUUUCGUGUGUGCAAGGUGACCUUACCUGAGAUGGCAAAGUCCGUGGCCAGAGCUCUCGAUGGCCUGCGCAGUCGCUACAACAUCCCAACUACAACAGCUUAGCAUACAGUUUUCUGCUACGUCUCUGAAUUGGUAAUCACCUCUCCUGUUUCCAAAUUGGCAUCCUGUAUGCGUUUGGUCAUGUUCAGUAAAUUUGCAUGAACGUACGAGCGUUUGUCCAUGAGAUCGAAUUGGCAGAUGUUAGUAUCUACCAGGGACAGUAAUUGUUGGUUACAGGUUA
Molecule: messenger RNA, 976 nt
Organism: Hordeum vulgare subsp. vulgare (domesticated barley)
Lineage: Eukaryota; Viridiplantae; Streptophyta; Magnoliopsida; Poales; Poaceae
Product: wiskott-Aldrich syndrome protein family member 1-like
Exons: 6
Coding region: 1-798 (265 amino acids)
Source: RefSeq, a predicted model, not a curated record